CCUAGAUCUGUAUCGAGCCAACCGCCCCAGCGUUCACACACAGUGUUCCAUUCCAGUUAUCUCUCUCUUCUCUGUUGGUUGAGGAUUAGUGCCCGCCGAGGAGCCUACUUUGGUCGUAGUGACAUCCCCCCCUUCGUUCGUUCAUCGCGCGAAGAUCAUCGUUCAUUCAUCGCCGAUCAUCGACACUGUCUAUCGCGGCUUUCUAUCGCAUCGCAUCGCGUUUGGAGUUUCAAACCGCCGUCAAGGGGUGUGCAGUACAGUACCGUCGUUUAACCGUUUAACAUCGUGUGUGUCUCUCGUUGUGUUCGUUAGUCUGCCAAGUGACGACCCUAGAGUGAGUGUCCUGAGCUGCCCUAGCCUAGCAACGCCUACCCGGAUUUUUCGUCGUGUCCUUUCAGGAGAAAAGUUAUUUUCUGAAAGAAAUCCUUGGAUUAAAUCUCGGAUAAGUGAUUUUGAUUGAAUCAAAAGUGAUUGACAAAAAAAAGAAGGAAACCUUCCAAGUGAUAUUUCCGGUCCAUUUUCAACAGGCCGAAAUAAAAAGAGCGAAGAAGUGAACCCAAAAAGUGCGAAAAUUUCAACCGCCGUAACGUUGUGUGCGUGAAUUUUCUGCCAGAUUUCUGCCCGAGUCCCGAAGAACACACAUCGCAUCCCGAGAGAUAAAAUGGCCACAGAAGUCGAGAACAAGCCUCUGACCGCCGCCGCCGGCGAGGAGGAGAAGAAGACCGAGCAGCCAGCGGCUGUCGCGGCCGAAAAGAAGGCCGACGAUGCUGCUGCGCCCACCGCCGCCGCCGCCAGUGCCGAGGGUGGUGACAAAAAGGAGGGUGAGGCCGCGGCCGCCGGAGAAAAUCACGCCGCCGGUGGCGGAGACGCUGGUGCGGGUGGCGAUGGGGCGGCGGCCGGUUCCGGCACGGAGCAAGCCGCGGCCGCUGCUCCGGCCAAGAAGGAAAAGGAAGUGAAGCCCACCGUGCACAAGGCCAACUUCGAGAAGGACGUCGUGUACCUGUACCAGUUCACGCGCACGCCACUGCUGCCGUCGAUGUCGCCGUACUGCCUGAAGGUGGAAACCUGGCUGCGACUGGCUGGGCUCAAGUAUGAGAACAUUGACCACAAGCUGAAGCUGCGCUCCAAGAAGGGACAGCUGCCGUUCGUUGAGGUGAACGGAGAGGAGAUCGCCGACUCGACCAUCAUCAUCAAGGAGCUCGGCCAGCGCUACGAGAAGGAUCUGGACGCGGCCCUGACCCAGGAGCAGCGCAACAUUGCCCACGCGAUGAUCUCGAUGCUGGAGAACCACCUGAACUGGGUGCUGCUGUUCUGGCGCAGCAAGAACCCCGAGCACAUGAUCAAGGGCUACAAGGUGAACCUGCAGCACGCCCUCGGAAGCCGUCUGCCGAACGCGCUGCUCAACUUCUUCUUCAAGUUCCAGUACGGACGCAAGUAUUUACAGGGCAGCAAAAAGGUGAAGGCCCAGGGUCUCGGCGUCCACAAGCCCGAGGAGAUUGAGGAGUUUGGCAAGCAGGACCUGAAGGUGCUUUCGGAGCUGCUGGCCGAUAAGCCGUUCUUCUUCGGCGAUGAGCCCACCAUUCUGGACUGCGUGGCGUUCUCCGUGCUGGCCCAGAUCCACUUCAUCUCGGACGAGGUCAAGUACACGCUGAAGGAGUUCAUGCAGGAGAACUGCCCGAACCUGGUGGGGCACGUGUCCCGGAUCAAGGAGCGCUGCUUCCCCGACUGGGACGACAUCUGCACCAAGCUGGACCUGAACGCGCACCUGCCGAAGCCGGAGCCGGAAACCAAGGAAAACAAGGAGGGCGCCGACACGGAGAAGACCGCCGAGCAGGACAAGAACGAGUCGGAGAAGGAGCUCGAGAAGGACAACGCGACCGAGAAGACGGAGAAGAAGGAGGGCGCGGACGCGGACAACAAGCCGGAAAAGGCGGCGGUGGAAGAAAACAAAGAAAAAGAGGAAGCUGCCGCUAAAUAAGUUGGCGGAUGCGAGGAUUAAAUUUAUGUGUCUAAUUUACAUUUUUUUUUUGAAUUUGGUUUUUAUUUUCUCCGCAAAAAAAACAAAAACACACACCGAUAAACAGACUCUCUCUCCUUUUGUUAGUAAUGACAGCAACAAUAACAGCUAUUUGCGAGAAAGUUUUAGUUGGUUUUCUUCCGAGUUAGCAACACACACACACCCUCACAAAUGUUUCGGUUCAUAAUGAGAGAGAGAGAGAGCGAGAGUGGGUAAGAGAAAGAGCGUUGCGAACGGGAUGAGAGCGAGAGAGAGAGCGAGAGCAUCGCGUGAGCGAGCGAGAGAUUAGAUAGAAAGAGAGCAUUUUUUUCGUGCAAAGUUAGUGGCUUCCCUUUAAGCACACAGAGAAAGAAAAAAACACUCAAAUUUGAUGACAAUUUUCGUGACAACAAAAAAACUACCUUUUGAUCUGUUUUCUGUUAUUUUUUAAGUUGAGGCAGAGAUUGGAGAAAAAGAGAGCGAGGGGAGAAAUGUGUGAGAGAGAGGUUGGAUCCACCAGGAGUGAAGAGCAGAGAGUGCGCGAAGAGUUCGAAUGAGAGAAUAUUGUUCAUUGCUAGAGAAAUUGACACGAGCCAGGACAGGACAGGAGGGAAUUUCAAAUUUACUUUUAGUGCUAGGACAUCAGUAAAAUACUCAAAAAUAUUGAAAAUCACAACACCGCGAGUCUGGCGAGAGGGUUUUCCGUUCAGUGUGACGCCGUUUGUCGUCACAGGAAAAGGGAGCUCGAUCGCCGGCGGAAAAGAUCAGUUUUGUUCGUUCUGCACUUUUUUUAAGUAAUGCUAUCUUUUUGUAGUAAUACAAUUCUGAAGAACGCCCGCGUGUAAUAAUGGUUUAUUAUUACAUUUAUAUAUUUUAUAUAUUAUAUUUUCGUAUAUAUUUAUAGUAUUUUAUAUCAAUUUUAUGUAUAGUACAGUCUCUACUUCUCUUUAUAUUAGUUUAAGGGUAAUACAAAAGAACAAGAAGAAGAUCGAUUAUUUCCAAAUUUGUGUUUUGUACAAAAUUUUGCCAAGUGAACGAGUUUCCCAUUACUUCUCAGAACGUUUUUAUUCUUCAGAUUGAAGCUAAAGAGUAAAAACCAGGCAGAGGGAAAUUAUCAUUCAGAGAGAGAAAAGUAUAGCGUUUUCUUUUUUGUUUGUUUGGAUCUGUAAGUGUAAACACGUUAAGAAACGGCAAGAGCAAGUAAAACGAAACGGUUGCAAUUCACGUAUAGAGCAAAUAAUGCAAAAAAACGUAAGCUAUAAUUCCCCCCGAAUCAACAACUUAUUCUUCGUUCUAAUCGUCCUCUCUUCGGAACACAAAACACGUUCUUCAUCAAAGUCAAUAGACAAAACCCAACACACACUACUUUCUAAGGUCCUAUUCCUUCGUUUUCACACGAAAAAAGAAAAAAAAAUCAUACAGUAAUGAAAGAGUCUAGAAAAUAAGCGAACAAUCUCUCCAUUUCACAAAAACUCACAAAAAAACGGAAAAACCACGCGCCACAUUCAAGAAAGAAAAGAAAAAAAAUGAAGAAAAAAAAAUCCGACAGCCAACGGAAAGUUUCGUUUAAUUAGGUUUAAAAACUCUGCAUAAUAAAGAAAAUAAAACAGUGAUAAUAAAAACAAAAAAAAAACGAAACUGGAGUUGCACUUUUUUCGCAUUGGACCCCAAAGUGAGGAGGUCCGACGAAAGGUUUCUUUCAAAUGUAACGAAACACUGCCAAACCACGAAUCAAACUACCCUCCGGAAGGUUCGUCCGUUGUGGAAAAAGAAGUGCGGAAGGCUCUUUCAACUCUGCUCUCUGCUUGUCGUUUUUUGGUUUUUGGUUUCGUUUCGUUUCGUUUGGUUUCUUCUCGUUAUUGGUUGUUUGUUUUUGAAAAUGGUAAGUUUAUUUUAUAAGUUAAACAAAUCUCAAAAUUUAUUUUUCCGAUUUUCAGCAAAGCUCAACUUUAAAUCGCUGAGGCAAUCUUGUGAAGAUUCCCAAAAAGAAAAAAAAAAUCUGGAAUGGAAUAUGAAGUCCAAUUGUACUGCCUUGUUUUUUAAGAUUCAUAAAAAUAUGGCUACUGAAAAGAACCUUUUUGAAGAACGAGUUGUUUUGAAAAUCAGUUUUGAAAUAAUGCUUAUAGAGGAGCCUCAAGUUCCUCAAGUAUUAAAAGCUUUCAAAUUGAGUAAUAUUGAGCAUUAUUUGACGUUGAAAACUUUCACACUGAAAUUUUUAAAAUAAGCUGAACGUGUCAUAACAUAACAUAAGAUUUUAAAGCUACAAGCUACAUGUUUGAAACUUUUUAUUAUGAAACUGGACAUUUGGAUGAGCUCUUUCUGAAGUUUUAAACUUUUUGAUUCUACCGAUCGAAAAGCCUUGUAGUAAAUAAAUUAUCGAUGAUUUUAAGUUUUCAAUUUGAAAAACUUGGUCGAUGAGCCGGGAAUCCCCACGUUUCUUAUUCCCUUGUCAGAAAUCAGAAAUGUGAUACGUGAUUAAACUCAAUCCAAUUCAACAAAUCAUCGUAGCGGUUAACUUUACGAAGUGGGCCUGACCUUUUAGAAAAGAAGGAUGUUGAAUGUAGCCGCCUUGACAUUCUCCAGGAUGCUUCUGUGCUAGGGUUAGAUAAGAUUAGAUUAGAAAAACUUGUUCGAGACUACGACAAACAAACAAACCCGCACUCUUUGACAGUUUGCCUACUUUGUUUGUUAGACUCCAUUUGUCUGCAGAAACGUCAGCUUGCAUACAUUUUGUUUGUUUACGAGUUUGCGCUAACUGUCAAACACAAAAAAGGCUUGUUUGUUUGUCACAGUCUAAUACCUCCUUUAAGUUAAUGGAAAACUGCGUGCAAACUUUUAUAGAUUCUAAAGGAAGUACAGACAAACAAACAACAUUUUUGAUAAUUUGACAGUUUGCCUGCUCUGUUUGUUUACCUGCAUUUGUUUGCAGAGUUGCCAGCCUGCCUACAUUUGACUUAGUUUGCGAGUUUGCCGCAAGCAAGUUUGAAAGUUUGGCAAACCGCCAAAGUGCGAGUUUGUUCGUUUGUUUGCCAUAAUCUAGUAGCUCCUUAACGUGAAGACUUCCAUCAUUGUCAUGAUUUUUCGUUCAAAGAUAUAAAUUUUGCGUCACUUUCAAUAUUUUGACAAAAUUCCUUCAACAAGUUGUUUAGAAUAGUGCCCUACACAUGCUGAUUCCUUUGGUAACGAUUAUCCCAUUCCUUGUAAAGUUAUGGAAAUCGUCAUUAAUCAAUGAUUGCCAACUAGGACGUCAAUAGAGGAGAAAAGCAACUCGCGACAAAAUUUUGAGGCUAGGAAUUUUGACAGGUAUGAUUUUCAUAAAGUAUUCGCCUCCUUUUCUCUCCCACAGAAAACCUGGGAACGAGCUAGCCGUCAAACUAGGCCAAAAUGUUAAAGUCACUCACAAAAUGAACUUUGAGUGAUUUGAGUUCAUUUCUGACGUCACGAUUUUCUCCUCUAUGACUGUGCCACAAAAUUAUAUAAAUUUUGAAGCACAAUUGAUUUAGAUCAAAAAUUCCUUCAGUGGCUUCAAGAUGGCAACAUCCGGCACAUGCUGAUUCAUUUUGGUGCUGAAAUUCGUUAAAAUGAAUUUAAUACAGAAUAUUUUAUAGUGAUGAUCAAAUUUCUUUGAAAAUGAUCAACGGCUUCACCUUAAGCUUAUGAUAUAAACUUUGGAAGUUUUUCAUGAUGAUGACAUUGAUCAAAAAGCUUUCCUUUUCAUGAAACUUCUCAAACAAUUAAAAAUUCUCAAAUGUCAAAGCAUAAGCUAUGGAUAGUUUUUGGCAAGAAGCCCUUAAAUAAAAUGAAAACAAAUAUGCUAAAGUUUGAAUAUUUUUGAUGACGGACUUUCAAAGUUCUCUCAUAGCAGAUUCUUAACCCUCUAGCGUCCAUACUAACAACAGUGCAGUGCAUCACUAAAUAUUUACUUCAAAUUGUUAUAAACAGAAUUGUCUUGCUUAGGUUUUAAUUUGUAUGUUUACUGAAAUCAAUUAAAAUUUCAUCCAAUUUGGUGAAUUCCGUAAUAAAAAAGGAAAAUCUCGAUUUAGUUGUAGUCUAAGAGAGUUUUGAUUAUGCACAUUUUGACAGUUUGAACUGUUAUGCUAAUUGUCAAGUUUUUUUUUUUUCAUAAAACUCGAAAUGUAAAAUAGUAGCUGGUCCCUCCAGCUACUUAUCAACGCUGCGGAUUUUGUUAAAUAGUUUAGCUAUUUAAAAAGGAAACUUUUUAAAGAAUCGUUCAGUUAACAUCUUGAAUCAAGAAACGCAGAAAAAAAUUCUGCUUGGAGCUUUCAUGGUUUUUUUUAAUUUCAAAAGUUUUCUGAAAUGUAAAUCUAAAAAAAAACUUUUGCAGAAGAUUUUUGCAAUUUACAACUCUCAAACAUGGAUUAUUUUUAAAAUUUACUUGGUAAAAUGGAUAUUGAGAUUGAUGUUCUUAUUCAAGGUAUACAUUUAUAAUUUUUAUAUUUUUUAUUAUUAUUUAAUUUCCAGUUCAUUAUCAAAAGUAAACGAUGAUUUCAUGGUUAUGCUCCAAAAAAACUGAAAAUUGCUUGGUUUCAAGCAAACGAUUGAACACAACUGACGAAAAAGAAAACGUAAGAAUUGCAAGUGCUUUGUCAUAGUUUAUUUCCCGCCCCCCUCAGAGUGUACACAAGAAGUCGAAGAGGAAGUGAGUUGCAGCAGCUGCAUCGAUUGACCUAGCUAUGAAUGAUAAUUGUUGAGAAACUUGACCAAAAUUCGCUUAUUUUUUGUAAAAUGGAAUGCAUUUCGUUGCGAAACAAAACAAAAACUAGCUUCAUUGAACAGUUUCCAUUUCAAUUUGGUAUUGCUCAUACGCACACUUUGAAGUCACAUUUUUUUUUGGUAAAAAGAAUAAAUAAAACUGAUUAGUAGUAGAAUGGUACAUUUUAAAAAGAAUCAACUGAAAUAGACAACAUGAAUAAAAAGAAAUAAGCAAACAACAAACUGUUAGGGAAUUAAACGAAAUUAUCCUACCGAAUUCCAGCGUGUUGACACAGUUACACACAAAGACAAAAACACACACAACCACACUAAACGAAUCAAAAGCAGCAGUAACAAAGAAUAUUUGCGAUUUUUUUUUCUCGAAAAACAAAAACAAAUAAAAAAUAGAAAAACCAAAAAACGGAAUACUGUCAUUCGCUCAAAAAUUUGUAAAACAUUUUUAAAACAAAUCGCGCCACUUUAAGUGGCCGUUGUCAUUUUUUGUAUUAACUCUACUGUAUGUGAAAAGAAGUAAACAAAAUAGAGAGAAUAAAACGCAUCGUUUUUAUCAUUGAAAACAUCACUCAUUACAAAGCAACAAAGAAAAAAAAGCGAAAUAAGAAAAUAGAUUAAAAAGCUACAUUUGCAUCUGUAUGUUCGAAAUAGUCAGCUCAUAAAAAGUAUAAUCAAAAAGAUGGAAAUCACAUCACAUUUUCACACACUCAUACACCAAAAACACACACACACACACAACCACAUUCACAACAGCAGAGCAGACGAUUUAGAAGGCGACUCUCACACUAAUUAGCGGAAAAUAUUAACUUUAAACUAUAAAAAACAUUAUUAUUAUUACUAAUAAUAAGUAGGUAAUAAAAUAAUCAUUAAAGUAAGUUGAGGAAAAAAACAACUCAUAAGUCAUGCCAUCUUUGAGACGGAAAAAAACAUCAAUAACACCGAUUAGGCUUUUGUAGUGCCAACGAUGGGCAACGAUAUAAAUUGUGCUUCAGUCAUCAUAUAGAAAAAAAUAACAACUCAUAAUUCAAAAAAUACCAGAAAUCGAACAAAAUGAGCAUAUUGAAAGAUUCCAUCCUUUCUCGUAAGGCAACCAACUAAAUAAAACAAACCAAAACAAAAUAAGGCACAAAAAACAUCGUCACAUGGCUCAUUUGAGAAAUGGAAGAAACAAGUUUCGUAAAUUCUCAUGCGAUUGAUUUACCUACAAUGUAAUACACAUACACUCCGAAUUGUAAACAGGCUUGUAAACGUACCACACACACAAAAAAAAAACAACAGUUUUUAAGGAAAACUUCCACGCGCGUAAGUUUAUGUUCUCCGUUUCCUUACACCUGAUAGGGGGACAAAGAAUCCAGUAAUGACAUAGAUUAAGUGUGAGCUUGAUAUAUUGAAAUAUUGAAAAUGAAGAAAGGAUAAAAAUGGAACAACUUAAAAAAAUGAGAAUUCAAAAGAAAAAGAACAAAAGGUAAUGAAAUAUUAUGUAAUGAAAUAAGAAGAAGACAAAAACACAGAAAUGUAUGUAAUCUGUAUUACAUUGAAUAUUGUCAAUAAAAGUAUAUAAUAAAG
Molecule: messenger RNA, 8290 nt
Organism: Culex pipiens pallens (northern house mosquito)
Lineage: Eukaryota; Metazoa; Arthropoda; Insecta; Diptera; Culicidae
Gene: fax
Product: failed axon connections
Exons: 5
Coding region: 662-1978 (438 amino acids)
Cellular component (GO): cytoplasm
Source: RefSeq, a predicted model, not a curated record